AUGACAUUCUUGAAAUACCCCUUGUUCUGGAACUUCAAGAAGCCCGGCGAUAAUGACUGGCAUCCGCGCGUAGGUCAAGGCGCUGCGAGGAACGUUGAUACCCUCCCAGGGUUUCUCCAACGUACCGAUCUUACUGCCACUUUAGUCGAUGCCGCGCCAUUCGUCGCAGGCGUUGGGGCAUUUCGACACGCAUCACAGAUGUUCGAUUUUGGCUUCACGGCACACGCGAACGUUUUCCGGAAUCCAAAAACUAUGAAUUCCAUGCAUAGAUCGGUUGUGUUCUUCGUUCCUCUGACAUUGGUCUUGCAAGGGGCUGGAGUGGAGUAUAGAACAUUGAUUCCGCGCUGGUGUCACGAGAGGGAACGCCAGAGGAAUGAGGAUGAGGUGAGGCAGCAUGUAGAUGCUGGUGCUUACCUUGGCAGCUUGAGUUGGGUGGUAAGGAUGGCGUUCAAGGUUGGGGUCAGGUAUUGGGCGCCUAUUGAUGUUGUGCUUGGUGGCGCAUUGAGCGAUGUGCUUCACAGAGAGUACAACAGGACGCACGACUUCUGA
Messenger RNA from Ascochyta rabiei, 549 nucleotides. RefSeq lists its product as uncharacterized. Lineage: Eukaryota; Fungi; Ascomycota; Dothideomycetes; Pleosporales; Didymellaceae. The transcript has a single exon. The record is from RefSeq and is a predicted model, not a curated record. Bases 1 to 549 code for a protein of 182 amino acids.